Molecule: messenger RNA, 1035 nt
Organism: Drechmeria coniospora
Lineage: Eukaryota; Fungi; Ascomycota; Sordariomycetes; Hypocreales; Ophiocordycipitaceae
Product: peroxisome targeting signal type 2 receptor
Exons: 3
Coding region: 1-1035 (344 amino acids)
Biological process (GO): protein import into peroxisome matrix
Cellular component (GO): cytosol; peroxisomal matrix
Molecular function (GO): protein binding
Source: RefSeq, a predicted model, not a curated record
AUGGCCGCGAUGCUCGAAUUCCGCACCCAAGGGUUUAAUCCCUACGCGGUCAAGUACUCGCCAUAUUGCGACGCCCGCGUCGCCGUUGCCGCCUCGUCCAACUUUGGCAUCGUCGGAAACGGCUGCCUCUUUGCCCUCGGCUUGACCGCCCAAGGCAUUCAGGUAGAGAAGACGUUCAACACCAACGAUGCGCUCUACGAUCUGGCCUGGUCCGAGAUCAACGAAAACCAGCUGGUCGUCGCAGCCGGCGACGGGUCUCUCAAGCUCUUUGACCUGGGUGUCCACGACUUCCCCGUCAUGAACUUUCACGAACAUAAGCGGGAGGCAUUUGCCGUCUGCUGGAACCCCGUCACAAAAGACAGCUUCCUGUCGAGCUCGUGGGACGGGACGGUCAAGAUUUGGUCGCCGACGCGGAACCAUUCCAUCAAGACUCUGCCCGUCGGCAACUGCACGUACAGCGCCGCCUUCUGCCCCUCGAACCCCGCCCUCGUCUCCGCCGUCUCCUCCGACUCCCACCUUCGAAUCUUCGACCUCCGAACACCACCUUCGGCCAAGUACCAUCUAGUAUCCGUCAUCCCGGUCCAUGCGUCCGGUGGCCAACCGGCGAUGAGCCCUCCGGCAGAGGUCCUGACGCACGACUGGAACAAGUACAACGGCACCGUCGUUGCCACCGGCGGCGUCGACAGGCUCAUACGGACCUUUGACAUCAGAAGUCCCGCCGCCGGCCCCAUCUCCGUCAUGCAGGGCCACGAUUAUGCCGUGCGCCGCUUAGCGUGGAGCCCGCACGCGAGUGACGUGCUGAUCAGCGCCAGCUACGACAUGACGGUACGGCUGUGGAACGAUGGCUCUCUGCAAAACCAAGGACCCGCCGUCGGUCCCAGAGCAGGCCACCAGCUUGGCCUCAUGAAUCGGCAUACCGAGUUUGUAACCGGCCUCGACUGGUGUCUGUUUGGAGCCGGCGGUUGGGUCGCCACCGUCGGCUGGGACGAGCGAGUCCUGCUCUGGGACGCCAACGGCUUCUUGAGAGGGCAUUGA